GUGGGGGGCGGCUGAGCGUCUGUGGGUCGAUCCCGCCCCCCGGGCCGGCCCUUCCCCGCUGCCCAAGCGUCCGUCAAGCUGCGGAAGAGGGGAGGCGGACGGACGGCGCGGGCGAAAGAGAAAGGCGCUCCGGUCCGGAGGGGAAAGAAAGAUACGAGGGAGCUCCUCGCGGGGAAACACUCCCGCCCCCCUCCCCACCCACACCUUCCUUACUCUCUUCAGUCCUUUUCUCUGGGAGUCGCCCAGCGAGGAGGAGAAGAAGCAAAAAAAGGAGUGGAGACGGGACUUUUCCACAGUGAAUGGACUCGCCGAAGGAGCGAACAUGGCCAGUGUCUCCUCCUUUGGCAAGUACACCCACGCCAUCGUCCGCUGCAUUCCUUCCUCCUUUGCCACAGCGGAGACCACAGCGGAUGGAUCUGACAGUGGGGCUGAUCCGGUGGACCUAGCCAAGGCUCACCGACAGUACGGGGUCUACACUGGCAUACUGCGCCAGAAGCUAGGGCUGCAAGUCAUUGAACUGGCGGCAGACGAGGGCUUCCCCUAUGCCACACUGGUGGGGGAUCUGGCAGUCAUCCAGGGAGAUACUGUGCUCCUCACUCGGCCAUGGAUGCCCACGCGGCGAGACGAGAUCAGCUGUGUCAGAAAGGUCUUGGAGGAGCUAAAACUUCGUGUGGUGGAAGUUACAGAUGAGGGAGCCACCCUGGAUGGAAGCGAUGUGCUCUUUACAGGUAGAGAAUUCUUUGUGGGUAUUUCCAAAUGGACCAAUCACAGAGGAGCAGAGAUGGUAGCUGAUGCUUUUAGAGAUUUUGCUGUGUCUACCGUUCCUGUCUCAGGCACAUUGCAUCUCCGCAGCUUCUGCAGCAUGGCGGGACCUGACACCGUUGUCAUUGGCAGCAGUGAAGUGGCCAAGAAAGCCAUGAAGACCAUGGAGCAAUUAACUGAUCACCACUACGAAACGCUGACAGUUCCUGAUGACCCAGCUGCUAAUUGUAUCUACGCUCGUCUGGGCCAGAAGAGUAGCGUUCUUUUGCAUCGCAGCACAGAUGAAUAUCCGAACAGCGUGCAACCUUUUCAGAAGCUUCCAGAUUACACCCUGAUCCCUGCGGCGUGCACAGAAGUAGCCAAACUUGGUGGUACUCUCAGUUCCUGCUCUCUUCUCAUCAACAAGAAGCUGGAGAUCUAGUGCCUAUGGAUCCACACAAAAAUACAGGUUCCCCCAGUUCCUGGAGCCCUUUCCUUGUUUUCUUCGUGCAGAGCAAUGUAGCUCUUCUUUUCUCCACUUCCCUAUGAAGCAGAGGGCCACUCUAAUUCCCAUGCCUGCUGAUUAGGUCACAUUUAAAUUUGGCAUCUGUUUCUUUUUUAAUUUACAUUGGACCUUCUCUCCCACCAAGUCAUACCUCUCUUUACUUUCUCUCUUUACCUUUUUUUUUUUAUGUUACCCUUUAGAAAGAUUUUUACUCUGGCAUAGAAAAGGGUUUAUAUCUCUUGCUCCCAAAACUUAAUAAAAGCUACACCAGGAAGCUUGGCCUUUCAACAAUUCAUCAGUAACUUCUAUUUUAAUAAGGUUCCCAAAUUUAAAGCCUACUUGGAUGAAUUAAGAUUAACACCACUUCUUCUUCUUCUUCUUCUUCUUCUUCUUCUUCUUCUUCUUCUUCUUCUUCUCCUUCUCCUCCUCCUCCUCCUCCUCCUCCUCCUCCUCCUCCUCCUCCUCCUCAAAGAGAGGAUUUUCUGGGACAAGAUUAUUGCAAUAGAUACUGAGAUAUAGUUGUGGGCAGCCUUUUUUUUUUUUUUUUGGAAAGAUCCUUAGGAGCUUUCAUUGUGAAAGCUCAUUGUGGAGCUUUCACCAUCCAAAAUGGUGGCCAAUAUAGGACCUUUGUUUUUCUCUCUUUCUAUAUCGUUAUAUUAGUUUUGGAGAAUAGAGGUAUUUUGUAGCCAAGGUCGGCUUGCGAUUGUUAUUGCAAAUGAUCUUUGACUGGCUUGGCAGACAGAUCAUCUUCCAUUGUUAGAGAACUGGAUAAUUCUAAUACCAUUGGUAUUGUGGAUUAGGAGGCAUCUCUAUAACCAGUAAUGGUGGAAAUCUAAUAAGUCUCAGUGGUGAUGAAGGUUCACAUGACCUUCAAUGCCUCUGAAAUGUUCUCAAAAGUAGCAGUAGAGGAGAAUAUCUGCAGCUCAGGGUUGAACUGAGGAAUCCUUGGUGUUCUCUGAGCUUGGUUGUUUCUUGCAGACAUUUCAUUACCUGACUAGGUUACGUCAUCAGAUGGGUAAUGAAACCUCUGCAAGCAAACAACCAAGCUCAGAGAGCAGCAAGAACUCCUCAACUUUGUAAAUGGUAUCUUAUAUCUCUGCUUAGCAUACUGUAUACCACGGUGCUUUAAUUUCGGGUUUCUGAGAGUGUAGAGUUAUUCUCCACUGUUUUCCCAGCUCACAACAGUUUCCUCAAUGCCACUUCUCUGCAAACUCACAAGACUAAAGUCAUCACCGAGGACACUUUUCCUUCAGCAGCACCACGUUAUGUAUUUGUGUAAUGUGGAUGAAGGAGAA
Molecule: messenger RNA, 2541 nt
Organism: Notechis scutatus (mainland tiger snake)
Lineage: Eukaryota; Metazoa; Chordata; Lepidosauria; Squamata; Elapidae
Gene: DDAH2
Product: DDAH family member 2, ADMA-independent
Source: RefSeq, a predicted model, not a curated record